Molecule: messenger RNA, 831 nt
Organism: Haemonchus placei
Lineage: Eukaryota; Metazoa; Nematoda; Chromadorea; Rhabditida; Trichostrongylidae
Source: the annotation of a GenBank genome assembly
AUGGUACGUACUUUUCAGUAUUUCGACAAAACCGUGCCAGAUGAAGAGACGUGGUUGAACCCACUCGACCUGUAUAGAGCUCGAUUACUGAAUAGUCAGGAAGGCAGGCUUAUCAACGACUCGGCUAUGUACAAUGGGAACCGAUUCGAAGGGGAUAUUAUUAAUGAACAUCACAACACUCGAAAAGGCAGUCCAUAUGGCGAGUCAUUUUCGGUAACCUUCAGUGGAAUCCAAAGGAAUGCCGUGCGACAAACCUACCUGAAAUGGGCGGACGGUCGCAUCCCUUACACGAUUAGCUCUCAGUACUCUUCAUACAGCCGAUCGAAGAUAGCGGAAGCAAUUGAGGAAUAUCGAAAGAAGACUUGUAUUGACUUUUCUCCGAAAAGUGCCGCUGACCAGGACUACAUACAUAUUGUGCCGGAUGACGGAUGCUAUUCCCUUGUCGGCAGAAUAGGAGGAAAGCAGCCAGUCAGCCUCGGUGAUGGCUGUAUACAGAAGGGAAUCAUCAUUCACGAGCUCAUGCAUGCUGUUGGAUUCUUUCACGAACAAAGUCGUGCAGAUCGUGAUGACCACGUAAUUAUCAAUUGGAACAAUGUGGAAUCAGGCCUUCAAGAUCAAUUUGACAAAUACUCCUUGAACAUGGUGAAUCAUCUUGAUACCGAUUAUGACUAUGGAUCAGUAAUGCACUAUGCACCUACUGCAUUCAGUAAGAAUGGAAAGCCAACCAUAGAACCACGAAAGAAGGGAGUCGAAAUCGGUCAACGCCAUGGUUUUAGCGAGUUGGAUUUGUACAAAAUCAACAAGUUAUACAACUGUCCGCAAUCCGGUUAG